UCUUACCACACGGCCCCCAGCGUUUUUUGACUCAUCAAGUGUCUGGAUCUAAUUCAAUUCCGUUUCUAGUGUCUUGCGGCUGUGUCAAGAUGUCUCAAAAGUCCGCUAUCAUCUCCGUCUAUGACAAGACUGGUCUCUUGGACCUGGCCAAGGGUCUUGUCAAGCACAAUGUUCGUCUCCUGGCCUCCGGCGGCACCGCGCGCAUGAUCCGUGACGCCGGAUUCCCUGUCGAAGACGUCUCCGUCAUCACCCACGCCCCCGAGAUGCUCGGCGGUCGCGUCAAGACCCUCCACCCCGCCGUCCACGGCGGUAUCCUGGCCCGUGAUAUCGAGUCCGACGAGCGCGACCUGGCGGAGCAGAAGAUCGCCAAGGUCGACUACGUCGUCUGCAACCUCUACCCCUUCAAGGCCACCGUCAACAAGAUCAACGUCACCAUCGAGGAGGCCGUCGAGGAGAUCGAUAUCGGCGGUGUCACCCUUCUCCGCGCCGCCGCCAAGAACCACGCCCGCGUCACCAUCCUGUCCGACGCCGGGGACUACCCCGAGUUCCUCAAGGAGCUCGAGGCCGGCGAGAUCACCGCCGCCAGCCGCAAGCUCUACGCCCUCAAGGCCUUCGAGCAGACUGCCGACUACGACGCCGCCAUCGCCGGCUUCUUCCGCAAGCAGUACGCCGGCAACGGCGAGCAGUACCUCCCCCUGCGCUACGGCACCAACCCCCACCAGAAGCCCGCCGCCGCCUUCACCCUCCAGGGCAAGCUCCCCUUCAAGGCCCUCAACGGCUCCCCCGGCUACGUCAACCUGCUUGACGCCCUCAACUCCUGGGCCCUCGUCAAGGAGCUGAAGCAGGCCCUCGGCUACCCCGCCGCCGCCAGCUUCAAGCACGUCUCCCCCGCCGGUGCCGCCGUCGGCGUGCCCCUGAACAACAAGGAGCGCAAGGUCUACAUGGUCGACGACAUCGCCGGCAUCGAGUCCUCCGGCCUGGCCCAGGCCUACGCCCGUGCCCGCGGUGCCGACCGCAUGUCCAGCUUCGGUGACAUCCUCGCCCUCAGCGACAUCGUCGACGUGCCCACCGCCAAGAUCGUCUCGCGCGAGGUCUCCGACGGUGUCAUCGCCCCCGGCUACUCUGACGAGGCCCUGGCCAUCCUGUCCAAGAAGAAGGGCGGCAAGUACCUGGUCCUCCAGAUGGACGAGAACUACGUCCCGGCCGCCGAGGAGACCCGCACCCUCUACGGCGUCCAGCUGACCCAGCACCGCAACGACCUCGUCAUCUCCCCGCACAAGACCUUCUCCACCAUCGUCACCCCCAAGGACCUCAAGGUCCUGCCCGACGCCGCCCUGCGCGACCUCACCGUCGCCACCAUCGCGCUCAAGUACACCCAGUCUAACUCGGUCUGCUACGCCCUGAACGGCCAGGUCAUCGGCCUGGGUGCCGGCCAGCAGAGCCGCAUCCACUGCACGCGCCUCGCCGGCGACAAGGCCGACAACUGGUGGAUGCGCUUCCACGACCGCGUGCUCAACAUCCGCUGGAAGGCGGGCACCAAGCGCGCCGACAAGAGCAACGCCAUCGACCUGCUCUGCUCCGGCAACACCCCGCGCAACGACGCCGAGAAGGCCGAGUACGAGCGGGUCUUUGAGGAGGUGCCUGCGCCGUUCACCGCCGAGGAGCGGGAGAGCUGGCUCUCCCAGCUGAGCGAGGUGGCCGUUUCGUCUGAUGCAUUCUUCCCCUUCAUCGACAACGUCUUCCGCGCGGCCCGGUCCGGUGUCAAGUACAUCGCCGCCCCGAGCGGGAGCCAGAACGACGGCCCCGUGUUCGAGACGGCCGAGAAGCUCGGCAUGGUCUUUGUCGAGCAGGGCAACCGUCUGUUCCACCAUUAAGUGGAGGUCUCUGUGCCACGUGCCUUGUUUUUAUGAAGUAUAGAAGGAAAGAAAAAAG
Messenger RNA from Aspergillus campestris IBT 28561, 1932 nucleotides. Its product is annotated as phosphoribosylaminoimidazolecarboxamide formyltransferase/IMP cyclohydrolase. Bases 90 to 1874 code for a protein of 594 amino acids. Gene Ontology annotation, biological process: 'de novo' IMP biosynthetic process. Gene Ontology annotation, molecular function: phosphoribosylaminoimidazolecarboxamide formyltransferase activity; IMP cyclohydrolase activity. Gene Ontology annotation, cellular component: cytosol. Lineage: Eukaryota; Fungi; Ascomycota; Eurotiomycetes; Eurotiales; Aspergillaceae. The record is from RefSeq and is a predicted model, not a curated record. The transcript has 4 exons.